This is a messenger RNA of Fusarium venenatum, 435 nucleotides long. The record is from RefSeq and is a predicted model, not a curated record. Lineage: Eukaryota; Fungi; Ascomycota; Sordariomycetes; Hypocreales; Nectriaceae.
AUGUCAUUCUCAUGGAACACCUACACUGUUCAGCAGUACUCAACCACGUUCGAGUUUUUGCAGAUGGCGAUCAACUGUGUGUGGCCAGAGCAACCAGAACAUGCUUGAUAUUUGAGAAAAGAAGAACGCUCUGUCUUUGAUACUAUAUUUGUGAACUUCGCUUUUACGGUCAACAUCAUGUCUGGAAACCGAGUCUACAAUCACGACGACUAUGAACUCGUCCCUAACCCGAAAGACCAUGUCGAAAUCCUGGACUACGACCACGAGGAUGCUGAGUGGGACGACUGCGAUUUCGAGGUCAAGAAAAAGACUUCCGACCCCAAGCCUGCCGCCUCUGCUCCCAAGGCCAAUAAGAACUUCCGGAGAAGAAGAAUCAACAAAACAAGGUUUUCGAGCAGAUGGCGGCCGCGAAAAGAUAUUUGCAACCAGAGAUGA